This is a messenger RNA of Parnassius apollo (apollo), 1950 nucleotides long. NCBI's taxonomy places the organism in Eukaryota, Metazoa, Arthropoda, Insecta, Lepidoptera, Papilionidae. The record is from the annotation of a GenBank genome assembly.
AUGGCCAAGGUUGUCGCAGGGUUUAAUUGGUCGGGGUGCAAAGGGCGCGGGAAGUCGGCAUGCAUCAGUUACUUUGGUGGAGGCGGAGGCACACGAGCCUGCGCAGUGUUCCCGUUGGGAAGUAAUGCGCCGACCGUCAUUCGUUCGCGAGUGCACAGUGGGACGUCACCUCUAUUUCGUAGAGGAGCAAGGCGUCCACUCGCGUCCUGGGAAAGGAAAAGACGGGGAACAAAAUUUCAUUGCGCUACAGCGCGAGCGAAUAGCACAAAAGUACGCGUGCGCGAUCGAGCGCGUACGCGGCGCCACCUGCGCACAACGACGAGCCGCGAGCAUGUACGGAGCACGGCGCUGCCGCGCGUAGCGAGCCACGCCGUGCGCGCCAUCGCCAUGGGCUGCGCUUCGUCCGCUGAGGAACGUGCUGCCUUAGCACGUAGCAAGCAAAUUGAAAAAAACCUUAAGGAAGAUGGCAUCCAAGCCGCCAAGGACAUCAAGCUGCUGCUCCUCGGUAAUGGAGCCUGUUUCUCUCUCGCUCUUGUUUCGUUUGCUUUGCGCGCGCACUCCUACUGGAGCUCUAUCGACUGCGUUUCAGAUAGCCCUGGCACGAUUCAACAAUAUUUGUGCUUGUUGAUCCGAUUUAUGUUCUCUUUCGUGUAUGAAUCAGUUUCACGCAUGUGUGAGCGAGUUCGCACGAAAAGUACCGAACGCACCCGAACGUCAGUCGAGCGGGGCGCGGUCGCCGUCAGUCGUCACGGAGUGGAGCUGGGUGGCUCCGGUAAAGCCGGAGCGGCAGGACGCGUGUGGAGCGUAUGCAGAGAGAGCGGUGAGAGUGCGCCCGGCUCUGGAGUCGGGGCGGACGGCGGAUCAGGCACACAGACAGCUGCCAAAAUGGGGUGCGCGCAAUCGGCAGAGGAGCGCGCGGCGGCAGCUCGGAGCAAGGCGAUCGAAAAGAGUUUGAAAGACGAUGGAAUCCAAGCAUCCAAAGACAUUAAACUGUUGCUGCUAGGUGCUGGAGAGUCGGGCAAGAGUACUAUAGUAAAACAAAUGAAAAUUAUUCACGAAAGUGGGUUUACGAAUGAAGACUUCAAACAAUACCGGCCCGUGGUUUACAGCAAUACCAUUCAGUCGUUGGUCGCCAUUUUGCGCGCCAUGCCCAACCUGGGUAUCACCUACGGGAACAAGGAGCGUGAGAGCGACGGGAAGAUGGUGUUCGACGUGAUCCAACGGAUGGAGGACACGGAACCGUUCAGCGAGGAGCUGCUCGCAGCGAUGAAGAGGCUGUGGGCGGACUCCGGGGUGCAAGAGUGCUUCGGCCGCUCUAACGAAUACCAGCUUAAUGACUCCGCGAAAUAUUUCUUGGACGACCUCGACCGGUUAGGUGCUAGAGACUACCAGCCGACCGAGCAAGAUAUUUUAAGAACAAGAGUCAAAACCACCGGCAUCGUUGAAGUACAUUUCUCCUUCAAAAACCUUAAUUUCAAAUUGUUCGACGUGGGCGGGCAACGGUCCGAGAGAAAGAAAUGGAUCCAUUGCUUCGAGGACGUCACUGCGAUUAUAUUCUGCGUAGCGAUGUCCGAGUACGACCAGGUGUUGCACGAGGAUGAGACGACGAACCGUAUGCAGGAGAGUCUGAAGCUCUUUGACUCGAUCUGCAACAACAAAUGGUUUACAGACACCAGCAUCAUCCUCUUUCUAAAUAAAAAGGAUCUGUUCGAGGAGAAGAUCCGCAAAUCUCCGCUCACCAUCUGCUUCCCAGAGUAUACAGGUGCACAGGAGUACGGCGAGGCGGCCGCGUACAUCCAGGCGCAGUUCGAGGCGAAGAACAAGUCAACAACCAAGGAGAUAUACUGCCACAUGACGUGCGCCACCGACACCAACAACAUCCAGUUCGUGUUCGACGCAGUGACCGACGUGAUCAUCGCGAACAAUCUCCGCGGCUGCGGCCUCUACUAA